AUUAUGUCAAGCCCAGAUGAAGAUGAGGUGCCAGCAAUCCAAACAGGCCCCAAGGGUGUGAUCAAUGACUGGAAGAAGUUCAAGUGUGAGGACCAGGACACCCCUCCCAGCAAGAAGGAGCUCCUCAGACAGAUGUCCAACCCCCAGAGCGAUGACAUCCCAGACAGACUCAACCGCAAGAUGAGUAUCCAGGAGUUUGAAAUGAUUGCAGAGGAGGAUGAGAAGUGCAUGCACUGCUGUCGAUUCUUGCGCAGGAAGGAGAUGCACAAGCGUCUCAGCUUUGGCCCUAAGUUUGACAGUGUGGUGGAGUUGGACAGCGCCGAGGCCUUCCUGGAGGUCAUUGAGAAGGCGCACCGGCUCACCCUGGUGAUCGUACUAAUCUACGAGGACGGGGUCAAAGGUUGCGAGGCACUCAACUCCUGCCUGGACUGCCUGGCCACAGAGUACACCAGCAGCAAGUUCUGCCACAUCCAGGCGACCGCAACAGGUGCCGGCGAGCGCUUCUCAGACAACGUGCUGCCCACCAUUCUGGUGUACAAGGCAGGCAAGCUGCUAGGCAACUUCCUGUCCAUGACACAGCACCUCAGUGAGGAGUUCUUCGCUACCGAUAUCGAGGCGUCCCUCAGCGAGUAUGGCCUGCUGCCCAAGAAGGAGUUUGCGACCUGUCCUGAUGAGGAGGAUGCAGGUGUGGAGGUGGAAUAAGGGUCUUAAUAGGGUGUCAAUGACAGUCAGAGCACAUUUCUGAAUCUAUUAGCCUUCUAGGCUGCUGUAAAUGCAAUAUUUUUAGUUAACAGUAUCCACUAUCCAGUCAAGGCCGUUUAAGUUUAUCACAGGCAGCGUACAUUCACAUCAGCAAAGCUACAGAUUUCAGACAUCAGCUCAAUACUGUAUGUGUGUAUCACUAUGAAAUGCUUUUAUUCUCUAUGUGUGUGAGAUUGAUAAGUGGAUAAUAUUGCAAUCUUUGUUAAAGGUUGUAUUGGCGACACAGUAUAGGAUCCUGCGGUUGGAGUAAUGAACCCCCUUUUGGGGGCUUGGGCUUGUUUAUCACUAUUGACUCAACGUCAUUGCAUUCUGUGCUAUAUUUUCAUGUUUGAAUUCAAUAGGUUUAAUGUGUUCACCCCCAAUCAGUCAUUAAA
Molecule: messenger RNA, 1136 nt
Organism: Oncorhynchus mykiss (rainbow trout)
Lineage: Eukaryota; Metazoa; Chordata; Actinopteri; Salmoniformes; Salmonidae
Source: RefSeq, a predicted model, not a curated record